AUGUUUCCCGUCCCGUUAUCGCUUCUCAGCUUGUACAUUACCUUCCUCACUUUCCAAUUGGUUCAGGCAGAUUGCGAAUGUGGUUAUACUGUCAAUUCCGCUCUCUACACAGACAUCAUCGAGACAGACUUUCUUCACUUGGCAAACAUCACCAACGACACAGAUUGGCAACCACAAAAUUACACCGUUACCCCUGAACUCGCGAGAGGGCCGUUUGGCAAGAAUGCCUCGAUUAGCAACGUCGUCGCCAAUCCACUCAAAAGUCAAUAUGACUGGGCAGGCGAUGGAGUCAAUGGUGGCGAUGCGGGUCUGCAGCUCUUUGUCAGAGGCGGCGUUCCUCAGGAUGGACUGAUACCAAUGGCCGAGCUUGCGACAGCGAGGACAGAUAUGCUCUAUGGAAGCUUCCGUGCUGGCAUGAAGGUGACGGGAACACCCGGCACUUGUGGCGCUUUUUUCUGGUAUUUGAAUGACACACAAGAAAUCGAUAUGGAGUUCCUGUCCUCCGAAUUUAAUGCCACGUCCCAGCCCGUCAACCUCGUCCUUCAGUCGCCUGAAUCUGAAGAAGCAGGCUUCAAUGCCGCAAACACCGGCACAUUCCAGGUACACCAAUUGAAUUUCACUCCCUCGGAAGGCUUCCAUGAGUAUCGUUUCGACUGGUCUCCCAAUGCCGUCGACUUUUACGCCGACGGUGUCCUGCUUGAUACCAUGACCAGUGCGGUUCCCACAGCACCGGGCCACAUCACGCUGUCUCACUGGAGCAAUGGUGAUCCGAAUUGGAGCGCUGGGCCACCUACCGAGGACGCGAUCCUUACGGUUGAGUACUUGAAAGGCUACUUCAACAGCUCAGAUGCUGCACGGCAGCAGGACUGGUCAACGCGCUGCAUCAGUCCUUCAGCGGUGAAUGCAACAUGCCCUGUUCCCGAGGUCACACAGGCGCCGAAUGGAAAUGUUAGCGCGCACACGUCUUUCUUCAGCAUGCAGGCGAACGAGACGGGGAAUCAGACUGUGUUUGGGUCGAAGAAGAAGAGUGAGGGGAUAGCGUUGGAGAUCUCGAGGACGGGGGUAUUGGCAUUGGUGCUGAUGCUGUCAAGUGUGGUGGGGAUUCUAUUGUGGUAA
This is a messenger RNA of Letharia columbiana, 1116 nucleotides long. RefSeq lists its product as uncharacterized. NCBI's taxonomy places the organism in Eukaryota, Fungi, Ascomycota, Lecanoromycetes, Lecanorales, Parmeliaceae. The record is from RefSeq and is a predicted model, not a curated record. Gene Ontology annotation, molecular function: hydrolase activity, hydrolyzing O-glycosyl compounds. The transcript is spliced from 2 exons. The coding region runs from base 1 to 1116 and encodes 371 amino acids. Gene Ontology annotation, biological process: carbohydrate metabolic process.